AUGGAUCGUAGUUGGAUGAGAGCUAAUCGAUUAAGUGAUGAGUACGAACAUGGAGUGAUGAAAUUUCUAGAGUUUGCUGAAAGUAAUGCUAAAAAAGAUCUCCCUCCUCCUAAAAGUAAUGCUGAAGAUAGUCACCCUACGCUUUUUCUCUGUCCAUGUGUUCGUUGUGCAAAUAGAGAACCAAGGCUUAGUAAGAAAGAAAUCAUGGAUCAUCUAAUUUGUGAAGGGAUUUGUCAAAGUUAUACACAAUGGAUAUGGCACGGUGAAGUGGUAGAAAAUUCAAAUGUGUCACAAAAAGAUAAUGUUAGUGUAGAAAUGGAUGAUCGUCUGGAAGACAUGAUGUGUGAUAUUGGACAAGAUUCGUUUAAGAGGGCACAUGCGUAUGAUAGCUUAUGCAAUGACAAGGAUACACCUUUGUACCCGGGAUGCACAAAUUUUACACGUUUGUCAGCCGUGUUAAAAUUGUUUAAUCUGAAGGCAAUUAACGGGUGGACUGACAAAUGUUUUACCGAAUUACUUGAACUGUUGACACAAAUGCUUCCAGAAGGUAACGUACUGCCAAGUCGUUAUUACGAGGCUAAGAAAAUACUGUGUCCGAUGGGUUUGGAGUAUGAAAAGAUACAUGCAUGUCCUAAUGAUUGCAUAUUAUACAGAAAAGAGUAUGUAAACUAUAACCAUUGUCCAAAGUGCAAGGCGUCACGCUACAAAAAGCGACAUGGUGAAUCUAGUGAUGAUGAGGAGGUCAAAAAGGGUCCUUCUGCGAAAGUGGUAUGGUACCUACCAAUAAUUUCAAGGUUUAAGAGAUUAUUCGCUAAUGCAAACGACGCAAAGAAUCUUAGAUGGCAUGCAGAAGAAAGAAAAUGUGAUGGACAAAUCCGCCAUGUAGCUGAUUCUUUGCAAUGGAAGAAAAUUGAUUAUUUGUUUCUAAAUUUUGGCAAAGAGUCGAGAAACCUUAGACUUGGACUUGCUACUGAUGGAAUGAAUCCUUUUGGUAAUCUAAAUACUAACCAUUCUUCUUGGCCUGUUCUUCUGAUGAUUUACAACCUAUCUCCUAGGCUGUCCAUGAAGCGUAAAUAUAUUAUGUUAUCCAUGAUGAUUUCGGGCCCAAAACAACCAGGAAAUGACAUAGAUGUUUAUCUAAGUCCACUGAUCGAUGAUUUAAAAGUGUUUUGGGAGGAAGGGGUGGAUGUUUUCGAUGCGCAUUCUGGUGAACAGUUCAAUAUGCGUGCCAUGUUGUUUUGCACCAUCAACGAUUUUCCGGCAUAUGGCAAUUUGUCUGGGUAUAAAGUUAAAGGGCAUAAAGCGUGUCCUAUAUGUGAAAAAGACACAUGUUACCAUCAGCUUGAAAAAGGAAAGAAGACUGUUUAUCUCGGGCAUCGAAAAUUUCUAAAUCGUUAUCAUCCAUAUCGUAGAUUGCGGAAAGCUUUCAAUGGGGAACAAGAGCAUGGUGUUGCUCCAAAGCCCUUAACUGGAGAGGAAGUUUAUCAACGACAACAGGACAUUACUGCUGUCUUUGGAUAG
This is a messenger RNA of Vicia villosa (hairy vetch), 1521 nucleotides long. RefSeq lists its product as uncharacterized. The record is from RefSeq and is a predicted model, not a curated record. Lineage: Eukaryota; Viridiplantae; Streptophyta; Magnoliopsida; Fabales; Fabaceae. Bases 1 to 1521 code for a protein of 506 amino acids. The transcript has a single exon.